UAAAGACUGAAGCUGUCAGUGAUGUGAGCCACUGCUUUUCAGGAGCUGAGCUGGACUGUGAUCUCACCAUGUCUAUCCACUGUGAACUGCUAAUACUGAUACUUGCUCUGACUCUUGGUAUUCAAGGUAAGUUAAUUGGAGGUAAGGAGGCUGUGCCACAUAGCAGACCCUACAUGGUGCUUUUGGAGCGGCACAUGCAGGAUGGUAAAACAAAAUACUGCGGUGGCUUCCUUCUGAAUGAGGAUUUUGUGAUGACUGCAGCCCACUGCCAAGCCAGUUCCUACACAGUCUUACUAGGAGUUCACAAUAUCCAUAACAGUAAUGGAGUACAGCGUAUAUCUGUGGAACAAGCAUUUCCACAUGAAGACUACAGUGAAACCAAUUUCAACAAUGACAUAAUGCUUCUUAAGUUGAGCUCCAAGGCAAAAUUCAGCGCAAGUGUGAGACCCAUUGCUCUCGCAGGCCAAGGUGAUGGCUCUCUGCCAAAAUCAUGUAUAGUCUCCGGCUGGGGAAAAACAGACAAGACUAUAAAUUAUAUGUCUGUUGUACUCGUGGAAGUCAGUGUAACACUGAUUGACAGUAAGCAGUGUCCUUCUAACAAAGUGUACUGCUCUGAGGGAGAAACUGGACCUGAUAAGGGAGAUUCUGGUAUUCCACUGGUCUGUGAAGAUGGAAAGGUGUACGGGUUGUCGUCCCACAUCUUCCUCCCGCACUCAGGUGGCCCGGAAAUUAAAGUUUAUACCAAAAUUCCUGACUACAGAAGCUGGAUCGAUUCAACCAUGGAAAAUGCAUUGAAAAGCUUGGAUACAUGUAAGAUUUGGUUGAUAAAACCAUAAGAACAACUUGA
Molecule: messenger RNA, 847 nt
Organism: Sander lucioperca (pikeperch)
Lineage: Eukaryota; Metazoa; Chordata; Actinopteri; Perciformes; Percidae
Product: granzyme B(G,H)-like
Exons: 5
Coding region: 69-836 (255 amino acids)
Biological process (GO): proteolysis
Molecular function (GO): serine-type endopeptidase activity
Source: RefSeq, a predicted model, not a curated record